UUAUUGCGUAAAGUAUUACAAAAAAAAAUUGUUUCAAAAUUUUCACCAAAAUUGAAUCAUAAAACGUCGGUUCGACCGAUGCUGUUUCUGCCGCCUUUGUAUAGCCGGUACAUUAGACACUCUGAGCGUAAUCUGUCGAUUGUCUAACUCGAAAAUUCGGCGUUAUGGCAUCGGACAACGAAUCCGACGCCGAACUCGAUGAAAACUACUACACAUUUCUCAAUUUGCCGCGAAAUGCCACCACCGAGCAGAUUAACUCCGCGUACCGGAAGCAAAGCCGCAUUUACCAUCCGGACAAACAUACGGACCCGGAUAGCAAAAAGAAAGCAGAAAUUAUGUUCAAUCGUACAAAACGCGCCUAUGAGGUCCUCUCAGAUCCGCACCAGCGUGCUAUUUACGACUCAGUCGGUGAGAAGGGCCUCAAAACGGAAGGUUGGGAAAUAGUUCACCGGACAAGGACACCGGCAGAGAUAAGGGAGGAAUAUGAACGCUUGGCACAAGCUGCCGCCGAGCGUCGUUUACAACAGCGCACAAAUCCGCGAGGAAAUAUCACCAUCAAUGUGAAUGCGACGGAAAUAUUUACCCCCUAUGAUGACUCUGAGAUGCCGCGAGUGGAGAUCGGAUCCAUGAGCAUUGCGCAGUCGAUCGAGGCGCCCAUAACACGCAAGGACAUGAUUGUCAUGAGUGGCAAUCUGUAUUCAUCCAAUGGCACCGGCACUGGCGGAUUUAUGGUUGCGGGCCGUCGGCUUCUGAAUAAAGGCUGGAUGGAGGUUUGCCUCGGCGCGGGGAAUGGCUUUCUUUUGGGUUUUAAGGGUGGACGCACUCUCACUUCAAAGCUGACGCUUAACGGCGGCACCAACAUGAGUUUCCAGGAGAAUGGUGUAAUACCCGCCGUGUUUUCCACUUUGGCUGUCCAGCUUGACAAGCACACCGUUGGCAGCCUGACCCUCAAUGCUGGUCCUCAGUCAUCCAUGUCCACGCAGAUCGAUCACUCCAACGACCAGCAUGCCAUAAGCACAUCCUUUGUGAUAGGAACGCCGCAUGUCUACUUUGGAGUCUCCUAUACACGUAAGAUGCUGGAGAACGAGCUCAAGCUGAAACUAGCGACCAAAGUGGGAACUUUUGGAUUUGUGGGCGAGUACGGAGUGGAGAAAAAAGUUUCUAAAUAUAGCUCGGUGAUAGCAACCGUUUCCGUUGGCGUGCCUUCCGGAGUCAUACUCAAAUUGAAAAUAAUACGUUCAAAUCAGUCGUAUGUGUUCCCUAUACAUCUAAGCGAUGAAAUAGUGCCUGCAGCCAUUUUUUAUGCCUCAGUGACGCCGAUAAUUGCGUGGUUUUUCGUGAAAAAGACCAUCAUGGAUCCCAUGGAAGCUGAUCGCAAGAACAUCGAAGUGGAGCGCUCGAAGCGCCAGAAUGAGCAGCGCUUAGCCGCUAAGAAAUCGGAGGCAAUGGCAGCAAUACACCUGAUGCAGAGCACUUACAAUCGCAUCAUAAGCGAGGAGCAAAAGCGAAAGGGGCUGAUCAUCAAGAGAGCAAUAUAUGGGUGCCUUAACGAUGACAGCUUGCAAUUCAAGCCCGAAGCAUCCCAUGAUGUAACAGUGCCCAUCCAGUGUCUAGUCAGAGAUGGAACAUUACAACUGUAUGAAUCGUCAAAGAGCGAUUUACCUGGCUUUUUUGAUCCGAGCUUGGGAGAUGACAAGAUCUUACGCAUAGAGUAUACACAUAAUGAUGUAUUGAAAUUGAUCAAUAUAAAGGAUAAUGAGCCAUUACGACUGCCAGGAUAGAACGCAUUGCAAUUUGUAAAAAAUCUUCAGUUUCCAUGUUUAAAAAUUGUUUUUAUAAUUAAAAGUAGACGUACAAAUACAAAAA
Molecule: messenger RNA, 1866 nt
Organism: Drosophila montana
Lineage: Eukaryota; Metazoa; Arthropoda; Insecta; Diptera; Drosophilidae
Product: dnaJ homolog subfamily C member 11
Exons: 6
Coding region: 165-1781 (538 amino acids)
Biological process (GO): cristae formation
Source: RefSeq, a predicted model, not a curated record